UGUUUCUCUAGACAUCCCAAAGCAACAUGAAGAUGAGGAAGAGGAAGAUCUCACUGACCAGCUCUGUAAUCAGAUGAUGAGCUGGAAUGAGAUCCAGGAGCGAUCAGAGCCUCCACAUGACAGCGACAGCAACGAGGAGCUGGGACAUCAGCUGCUGAAGGAGGAACCAGAAGCUCCUCGGGUUAAAGAGGAGCAGCAGGAAGUCUGCUGCAGUCAGGAGGGACAGAGUUUUACUCAGACUGUGACUCUGCAACAAACUGGUUUCAGUGGAGAAGAACCAAACUUUGAGCAUCUCGAUUCCAACAAUGUUUCUGCUCUGGAGAACCAAGAUGAAGCAGGAAGCUACAGUCCUGCGUUAGCGAGUUGGGCUGAAACUGUCCCAGAUGAAUCCUGGGAAUGUCGCGUCUGUGGGAGAGUCUUCAAAUCUCAGUAUAACAUGUUGCGACAUCUCAGAGACCACUCAGGGGAGAAGCCACUGUGCUGUAAAAUAUGUGGAAAAGUGUUUGUACAAACAUGUCAUCUGAAAGAGCACAUCCAAAUGCACACCGGCACCAAGCCCUUCUCCUGUGAAAUCUGUGGGAAACAUUUUACCAGGAAGUCUAGCCUGAAAGUUCACAGAAAAACUCACACAGGUGACAAGCCUUAUUCAUGUGAAACCUGUGGGAAACGUUUUAGCAGAAGUUUUUGUUUGAAAGUUCACAGAAAAACCCACACAGGCGUUAAGCCUUUUUCAUGUGAAAUCUGUGGGAAAAGCUUCCGUGAAAAAUGGUAUCUGAAAUUCCACAGGAAGACCCACACAGGUGAGCGGCCAUAUUCAUGCCAAACAUGCGAUGAAAGUUUUAAUAGUGUGAAUGAACUGAUUUGUCACCAGAAAGUCCACAAAGCUCUGAGGGAUUUCUGGUGAGAUCUGAGGUUUCUGGGGAGUCGUUUCACGUUUCCCAGUUCUCCAGAUGUUUCCGUCAUCCAGCCGUUGACUUUCACACUGAUGGAAACAGCAUGUUUUAAAGCUGCUGCAGCAGUUUAGUUUUACAUUUUUAACAUAAUUCUCACAUCAACAUAACCAAGAGGUCCAUGCAGUACAAUCUGAAUAUGUUACGAAAUGUAUGUGAGUCAGGAGUCGUCAAAAUGGGAUACAGGGAAAGGAUGUUACCAUGGCGACUCCUUUUCAUACAUAGAAGGGGUUGGAUGAGAGCAGACUUUAACUGGACCAAAAUGGCCGUGUUUCCUGUGGUUGAUGUUCUGAUGAAACACUGUAGACUGUUAACCUGCAGGAUGAAAACAUUUGUGUUACUUUCUCUGAUGAAUGAACCGUUUCUCCUGAACACUGAUGGACGUUUCAGACUGAAGGUUAAAUCUGUUCCAACAUUUAUUUCUAUUUAAUUGAUUGCUAAAUGUUUGACAUCCUGAGCUUGAUUGCUAAGCAGAGUUGUAAAGUUUUUUGUGGUUUUAAUGAUCCUUUUAUUUCAGGAAGAACCUUUUGGAUUACCCUGUGUAAGAAUUGUUCUGUAUAAUAAAGUUGCCUUGCUUGGGAUCAUCAUUUUAUUUGA
Molecule: messenger RNA, 1547 nt
Organism: Poecilia latipinna (sailfin molly)
Lineage: Eukaryota; Metazoa; Chordata; Actinopteri; Cyprinodontiformes; Poeciliidae
Product: gastrula zinc finger protein XlCGF49.1-like
Exons: 2
Coding region: 74-904 (276 amino acids)
Biological process (GO): regulation of transcription by RNA polymerase II
Molecular function (GO): DNA-binding transcription factor activity, RNA polymerase II-specific; RNA polymerase II cis-regulatory region sequence-specific DNA binding
Source: RefSeq, a predicted model, not a curated record